This is a messenger RNA of Medioppia subpectinata, 1153 nucleotides long. Lineage: Eukaryota; Metazoa; Arthropoda; Arachnida; Sarcoptiformes; Oppiidae. The record is from the annotation of a GenBank genome assembly.
AUGAGAUGCGGUCAACCAGUGAUUGUUGACUACAAAGCGGAGUCCAUUGGCGCUCAUGUCAUGCAUUCAAUGCAUGAUUUCAAUGCAUUUCAAUGGCAUUCAAUGCCUUCACUUCCAAAGGGAAGCCAAUCGUACACAGUGGCCGAUGAGAUGAAGAGUCAAUACUCGACACUGUCUGACGCUUUGCUGGACUCGAGAGUGCCGUUGAGGUCGGAGGAAGAGUUUCGGUUGGGAAUCACUUUCAAUGCAAAGCUGAUAGGUUGUGGACCAGUGCCGCGACCGAACUCGCGGGUGGAGAUCGUGGCGGCGAUGCGACGGAUCCGCAGCGACUGUCGGACCCGAAAGGAUAAGAAGCGCAAAGUGUUGCUCACAGUGUCCUACGAAGGCGUUCGGGUGUCCCUCUCGGGCCGCACCGCCUCAUCCAUGCUAUGUCUCGCUCAGCAUCCGAUCCAUCGGAUCUUCUAUGUCUCGCACGACUCAUUGGAUUUGCAUAUCUUCUCAUACAUAGCACGCGAUGGCAACUCAUUCAAGUGUCUCGUCUUGAAAGCGGCCAAACAGUCGGUCGCCGUCAACGUUGUCCGCACUAUCGGUCAGGCGUUUGAAUUGUGCCAUAAGAUGGCUUUGGCCGACACGACCGUCGGUCACGACAUGUGCGCCAAUAGUAACACCAACACAACCAAUACGCCCGACAACACCACCACAACAGCCACAACCCAAGCACUCAACCAAACAAACAAUACUCAAAUGGAAAGCCUGUUACGAGACGUGGACUCAAAGUUAGACAAAUUGGCCGAAAGGGUCUCAUCACUGGAGGAACAGAUCACUACACUUGUGCUGAAAGUGAGCGCCGCUAACAAUACUCACUCGUCAUAUGCAAAGACAUUGAAUUCUCCCGACUCUCUGCUCUCUUCCCCCUCCGCGACAAACAAUCUCAUUGGAGACCUCUUUCAGAUCACUAACAAUCCUAUAUAACACAAAUCCAUAUGAAAUAUAUAUAUUAUAUUAAUUAAUGUAUAAAAUAUUUUAAUCUAAAAACACAUCACUUUUAUCGCACACAUCAAAACAGUCGGACAUUUAAUUUCCACCAAUAAUUCAUCCCCUUUUAAACCAAUCAUUGAUUUUAAAACAAAAACAAUUAAUUUAUUUUUAGUCU